Molecule: messenger RNA, 3627 nt
Organism: Numida meleagris (helmeted guineafowl)
Lineage: Eukaryota; Metazoa; Chordata; Aves; Galliformes; Numididae
Gene: ZBTB49
Product: zinc finger and BTB domain containing 49
Exons: 8
Coding region: 158-2452 (764 amino acids)
Biological process (GO): regulation of transcription by RNA polymerase II
Cellular component (GO): nucleus
Molecular function (GO): DNA-binding transcription factor activity, RNA polymerase II-specific; RNA polymerase II cis-regulatory region sequence-specific DNA binding; protein binding
Source: RefSeq, a predicted model, not a curated record
UCUGGGCUGAGCGGGGCCGUCUGUCAGGCCGCGCGAUUCUGUUCCCUCAGCCCCGCUCCUCUCGGUGCUUGCCUCGCUCUCCCUUCCCCGCCGUCAUCCUUCCGUCCUUCCCCUGCUCCGCGCAGAGGGGAUCCCGAAGGUAAUGUGACUUUCUAGCAUGGACACUGUUGCUAGCCAUAGUUGUCAUCUACUCCAGCAGCUACAUGAGCAGCGCAUUCAGGGUCUUCUCUGUGACUGCAUGUUGGUGGUAAAAGGUGUCUGCUUCAAAGCACACAAAAAUGUGUUAGCUGCUUUUAGUCAGUAUUUCAGGACCCUUUUUCAGAAUUCUUCAGGCCAGAAGAAUGAUGUCUUUCAUUUGGACAUUAAAAAUGUAGGCGGGAUAGGCCAGAUCUUGGACUUCAUGUAUACCUCCCAUCUGGAUCUUAGUCAGGACAAUGUACAAGCUAUGUUGGAUAUCGCGCAAUGUCUUCAAGUGCAAAAUGUGCUGAAUAUUUGCCACACCUUUUUAAAAUCUUCUACAGCCAUAGAGCAAGCUACCGGCAUGCCUUGUAAUAGUGUAUUUUCUCUGCAGAAUAGUUUGACUGCGGAUACUAGUUGUGCCAAUGACAGUUAUGGAACAAACCUGUUGCAAGAAUGUUCAUCUGACACACAGGCUAACAAAGUCUUGGCUGACCACCAUUCUCAUGCAUCGCAGUCUGUUAAUCUUCAUGCACCCUCAGGUGAUUUACAGAAACAGUCACACAGCUCCUUAGAUGGCAACUGUGCAGAACAUCCAUUUAAACAGCCAAGUUACUAUUAUAAACUGCGCAACUUUUACAGCAAACAGUUCUAUAAGCAAAAUGCUUGCUCUAAUAAUGAGAGGGUAGCAGAACAAUCCUUUUCUUACAAUACGUCUACAGAAGUAAACGCAGUACAGAGUAAUUCUUGUCCUGUCAGUCACCCUGAAUGUAUUCUGGAAACCUCUGAACAUUUACCAUCAAACUUUCUGGUUCAGUCCUUGAAUGAAGCCGCUCCAGAUCAAGAUGCAGAAAGCAUGCUUUUGCAGCCCACCAAACAGAUGAGGCUGAAAAAGGCAGUACACCUCAAAAAGUUGAAUUUUCUGAGAUCUCAGAAAUCUGCAGAGCAGCCCCCCGAGCCUAAAAGAGAUGACAGCAGAAUAACAAGAGUAAAUGAAUCCGUAAAUGAAAGUAGCACUCCUGUGACAAAUGUCAGAGUUGCUGAAGAAAAAGAAGCUGAAGACUUGGUAAAUUCUGAGAAUUUUGAGCAAACUGUUGAAAUUGAAAGAUCUCAGGGUCCUUUGGAACAAGAAGGACAGUCACAGACUCUUCAGUCACAGAAGCAAUAUACUUGUGAAUUGUGUGGGAAGGCUUUCAAACAUCCAAGCAAUUUGGAGCUCCAUAAAAGGUCCCAUACAGGUGAAAAACCUUUUGAAUGUAACAUUUGUGGGAAACACUUCUCACAGGCAGGUAAUCUCCAGACGCAUUUACGUCGACAUUCUGGUGAGAAGCCGUACAUUUGCGAGAUCUGUGGGAAAAGAUUUGCUGCUUCUGGUGAUGUUCAGCGUCACAUUAUUAUUCAUUCUGGAGAAAAGCCUCAUCUGUGUGAUAUCUGUGGCAGAGGAUUCAGUAACUUCAGUAAUUUAAAGGAGCACAAGAAGACUCAUACAGCAGAUAAAGUAUUCACCUGUGAUGAAUGUGGGAAGUCAUUCAACAUGCAACGAAAAUUAGUAAAGCACAGGAUUAGACAUACUGGAGAGAGACCAUACAGCUGUUCAGCAUGUGGGAAAUGUUUUGCAGGCUCUGGUGACCUGCGUAGACAUGUGCGGACGCAUACAGGAGAAAAACCCUAUACCUGUGAAACUUGUAACAAAUGCUUCACUCGCUCUGCUGUUUUACGACGGCACAAGAAAAUGCAUUGCAAAGCCACUGAUGAAGGUCCAAACACACUAGAUGAGUUUACUCAAGGGAUUGAAACUUCUGAUCUCGACAAAUCUCAGAGCUCUGACUCUUUUGGCCAAGAAAUGUCUGUCACUUUGUUACCAGUGUCAGUUAAAUUUCCCAUUCGUCCAACUGCAAAUUCAACUGAAUUUGGUAAUUCUGCGGAUUCUUACUGUAAGCUGCGAUCAACGAUUCAACACCAUGACUCAGCAAACCAACAGAAAUUGAAUGUGGAUUCAGCUAAACUCCCAAAAGCUCAGACACAGCAACCUCCGCCACCACCAUAUGCUUAUGCAGAUGUAGAUGGAUCUUCUGCAGAAGAAACGUUGGAGUCUGAUAAUAUUUCCAUGAUUCGUUCCUCUAUGGUUAGUUUGGACAGUCAUUGUAAUGAGCCACUAGGCAGUCGAACAUCAUCUGUUGCAUACAAGAAUAGUGAAGGACCAUUCUUCUCUAGCAUGACCCUCUGGGGUUUAGCUAUGAAGACUUUGCAGAAUGAAAGUGAAUUGGAACAGUAAAGGCGCAAGUUACUAAAUCAGAAUUUCUUAGAGGCAUUUCAUGCAAUAGAUAUGUCUGUCUUGUGAUUACACUGCAGUGUAAAGAGGUCUGAGCUAGUUUUUAAACCCCUAGCUUGAGUACUGGUAGAAAUCAAGGUACAUGCCCAGAAUCCAAUGUAGGCUGCCUUUACACUGCUGCUCAGCCAAGUUCAAUUCUGGUUUUGAGGAUCUUUGUUCUUCUGUGACUACACUGUGUAGCUGAUGUACUAAAACUAACCAUUUAACUAUUUCUUUAAAUCUGAUAAUAGAGGAAAGGAGGGGCCAAUGUCUGAUUUCAUUAUAUGAGUGCAAUUCAACUGCGGGCCAUCAGAAUGAUGUGAGGAUAUACACAGGUUACUCCCAAAGUGAUGUCUCCUAUUUGUUUCCAUAGAAACUUCAACAGAUAAAAAGAGCACAAGAACACUGUAUGAUAGAGCAAGCAAAUUCUCAGUUACCUUAGACUUUUUUUUUUAGCAUUAGCUAUGCAUUUUUUGCAAGCAAUGGACAGAGCCUGCAUGUCACACUCGUAAAAAGUCUGCACGGAUGUCCAGAACGUGGGCUGUCUUUCAUAUCACUGUUGCCACUGCUGAAAUGCACCACCCACUGCUUCACUGUGCUCACAUCCACUGUUUGGUCUCCAUGUAUGUUUAGCAAGUAUCAAUGAAUGCAAAUGGGCUUAAUUUUUUUCCUCGCGGAGGAAGUCAUUGACACAUCUUCGCUUCAUACACACUUCUUUGUUAAACACCAUUUUGUCAGACUGUACCUCUACUGCCAUACCAUCAACAUCUGACAUCAUAGGCUGAUAUCAUAAAGUAGGAGGCAUUACUUUUGGAGCAACCCUCAGAGAUGUGACAAGUGGAAAAUAUUGAACAAAUCCCUGGUGAACUUGGGUUUGAAAAGUGGUUUUCUUACCAGUAGGACCAUUGGUUUACAUGACUUGAGUAUUGUGAUAUUAAAAUUAAAUGUUAAAUACUGGAUAAUAUUUGUGAUAGUGCAAAGUAACUGUAUAUCUAGAAACUUUAUUUUUUUUACAAUAAAAUCUUUUUUAGUAUUUUAUAAACUAUUUUGCAUAGAAGAUUAUUUGUACAAUGAAGAUCAAGAUCAGGAAAUGCUAACUUAAUUUGAAUAAAGGGAAGAUGUUUUACGUUGUAUCUUAA